Messenger RNA from Mauremys reevesii (Reeves's turtle), 2604 nucleotides. RefSeq names its product FSHD region gene 1 (gene FRG1). Lineage: Eukaryota; Metazoa; Chordata; Testudines; Geoemydidae. The transcript has 9 exons. The record is from RefSeq and is a predicted model, not a curated record. Gene Ontology annotation, cellular component: striated muscle dense body; catalytic step 2 spliceosome; nucleolus. The coding region runs from base 93 to 863 and encodes 256 amino acids. Gene Ontology annotation, molecular function: actin filament binding.
UCUCAUUUGUCCCUCUGCGGCCCCCGUCCGAGGUGCAGGAAGGCGUGAAUUGUCUGUCUGCGCCGCCGCGGGGCGGCUUCCGUAGUUCAGCGAUGGCGGAAUAUACCUGCGUGAAAUCCACCAAGCUCGUUCUCAAGGGGGCGAAGCUGAAAAGUAAGAAAAAACACAGAGAUAAGAAAAGAAAAAGAGAAGAAAAUGCAGAAGAUCAGCUUGAUAUUGUUGGAAGCUGGUGGGCAGUAAAAAAUUUUGGUGAAAUCACAGGAACUGUGGCAAUAGAACUGGACAAUGGAGCUUAUAUCCAUGCUCUUGACAAUGGCCUUUUUACACUUGGAGCACCACAUAAAGAGGAUGAUGGACCUAGUCCUCCUGAGCAGUUUACAGCAGUAAAGUUGUCUGACACCAGAAUUGCACUGAAGUCUGGCUAUGGCAAAUACCUUGGCAUAAAUUCAGAUGGUCUUGUUAUUGGACGAUCAGAUGCAAUAGGAUCAAGAGAGCAAUGGGAACCUGUCUUCCAAGAUGGGAAAAUGGCUUUAUUAGCAGCAAAUAGCUGCUUUAUCACCUGUAAUGAAGAGGGAGAUAUAGAAGCCAAAAGUAAAACUGCAGGGGAAGAAGAAAUGAUAAAGAUCCGUACUUGUGCUGAAAGAGAAGCUAAGCAGAAAGAUGACAUUCCAGAAGAAGACAAAGGAAAUGUUAAACAAUGUGAAAUCAAUUAUGUAAAGAAGUUCCAAAGUUUCCAAGACCGUAAGCUCAAAAUAAGCCAAGAAGACAGUAAAGCUCUCAAAAAAGCUAGAAAAGAAGGCACUUUCCAUGAGACGCUGCUGGACAGGCGAGCAAAAUUGAAAGCCGAUAGAUACUGCAAGUGACAAACAAUUCGCUUGUUUGCUUGCUUUUAUAUCCUUUGGUUGUCCAUCUGAACAUACUAUCUGAAUAAGACAUUUUGCAAAAGUGACUUUAUUAAUGCAAAGACUUUUUUUGUUCCUACUUCUCAUUAGAGUUACUUUACACAGUAUUGAAAUUUGGUAUGCAGAAUUUGAUCCAAAACCAAUUAGCUUUAGCAAAUUGAAUUGUUGAAGGUUAAGAGAAGCAACUCAGUAGUCUGAAGGUCAUGAUGAACAAUCAAGAAGAGAAGAGCUGAAUACAGAACCAAACUACAAAGUUGCCCCGACAAAUUGUAUUUUCAUGAAUAAAUAAAUAUUUUAUCAAACUAAUAUCUCUCUGAACAUAUGGGACUGAAGUCUCAGCUUGACUUCAGUGAAGCUAUGCUGCCUGAUACCAGCUGAGGAUCUAGAGUGGUUUUCAAUAUUUAUAGAGAACAAUGGGUCAUUAAGUGAAUACUUGCAUAAACUAUGUACUUGAAAAACAGUAUGGAGAAAUGUAGAAAUUGAGGUUCUUCAUGAGAAAAGGAGACCCCUUAAUUACUCAUGUUGCUGAUGUUUUUAUGUUCUUUCAAAUUUUGCUAACUUAAAGCUGUUAGAUGGACUUGUUGCUAUCUUUACAGUAAAAAAUGUUAAAGAAUGUUUAAAAUUCAGAUACUGUGCAUUCCUAAUAACUAUUACGUAGAAUGCUGGUUGCUAUUUAUGCUUGUUACCAACAUUUUAUUUUAAUAAAAUCCCUUUAUGGGAACUAUUCCAACUGUACUGAUUGCAACACCACCUUCACAAUUCAGCUCUAACCGGUCUUCAAAAAGUUCUUGGUUACCAUGCUCAGCCUUUUCAUCUCAAAUCUUACUUCUUGUGAAGGCCAUAAUUUAAGUUACCUACAUGCAACGUGUAGUCUGUACUGUUUUUUGUGGUUUUAAAUUUGGAGCAUGCAAUUGCCUAUCACCUAAGGCAGGGGUAGUUAAUAAGGAGACCACAAGCCAAAUCUGGACUGCCAAACACUUUUGAAUGGCCCCCAAAAUCUUUUAUUUACUUACUACUGUCAUUAUUGUUAUCUGGCGUCGGGACCUUGACUAUUUAACCAAGAAAUUUGGACCUUGACAAAAAAUAAUUGACUACGCCUGACCUAAGGCAUAAAAAUGAGAUCAUUAAAAGAACAGGUAGAGUCUGAGCAUAAAUACCUAUCAGCAUAAGGCUGAAAGACAGUACUGCCAGUUUAAAGUGAUGUCAUUUCAUAGCCAGUCUAUGUAAAAAUGAAACAGGGUGAACUUAAUUGCCUAUAUUCAGAACAAGUUACAACUGGUGCUGAAGCCCAGUUAAGAAAUAAUUGCACUAGUAGAGCCGUAUACACAUAUGAAAGCAUGUGUCACUGUUGUCAGGGAGUCAUAAGAAAAACAGGUGCAUAGCUUGUGCAGAUUUAUAUUGCUGAAAAACUCUCAGCUAACACACAGAAUUUUACCGUCCCUCAUCACAUGAAAAGCUAACUGAUUAUUUAUUGUAUCAGGAUUAGGAUGGGUGCUUGGGAAAGUUUACUAGUUCUCUAACUAAGCACCUUGAUUGUUGGCUCUCCCACAUGAUUUUAAUGCCAGGAAUCUAAUGGUCUGUUUUAUUUUAUACUCUUAAAAAGAUAAAAGAUCCAAGCUUUAGAUAACAUAGAGCAGUGGAGUCCAACUCUUAGUUUUGUAGAAAAUGUAUAUAUUGAAAAAAAUAAAAACCAUAACACUUG